Penicillium robsamsonii is the source of this 1287-nucleotide messenger RNA. RefSeq lists its product as uncharacterized. The transcript has 4 exons. Gene Ontology annotation, molecular function: protein kinase activity; ATP binding. NCBI's taxonomy places the organism in Eukaryota, Fungi, Ascomycota, Eurotiomycetes, Eurotiales, Aspergillaceae. The record is from RefSeq and is a predicted model, not a curated record. Gene Ontology annotation, biological process: regulation of mRNA processing; spliceosomal complex assembly; protein phosphorylation. The coding region runs from base 1 to 1287 and encodes 428 amino acids.
AUGGCUAUCCCAUGCAUAAUAUUAAGCCGUAUUAUCUCCUUAAGGAGCAUCUCACCGCUUUAUAUUGCCUCCAGGACAAUGUCUACCCAGCCAAACAGGAGUCAGAUGGACCGGCACCUCUAUAUUUCUACCAUUGAUGCUGAGCCACUUCAUCGCUAUCGGAAAGGCGGUUACCACCCAGUCACUUUGGGGGAAUGCUUGAAAGCUGGAAGGUAUAAGGUGUUACAUAAACUAGGGUGGGGAGGCUACUCGACAGUUUGGGCGGCGAGAGAUCAAAGGGACCAGACGUAUGUUGCUGUCAAAAUUUCUGUUGCAGAAACUGAAUAUAAUGGAGACACGCGAGAGCUCCAAACCUUGAAAGUACUUGCAUCUCACCACCCUCGUCCGAAACAUACGGUGCACAUGCUCGAUGACUUCGAUCUAGAGGGCCCAAAUGGAUCUCAUAAAUGCCUAGUUUAUGAGCUUCUAGGUCCUAACGUUCCAGACAUAAUUGAUGCAAACUUUCCAAAUGGGAGACUUCCUGGCAAUCUCGCUAAAACCAUUGUAAAACAAUGUUUGAUCGGACUCGAUAGUUUACACCAACGAAAGAUUGGGCAUGGAGAUCUGCAUACCCGUAAUUUAGCCUUCGCUAUGCCUUACAUAGACGAUUUAACAGAAGAAAGGUUUAUUGAGAUGCUAGGAAAACCAGAAGUUGGCUAUGUCCAAAAACGCGAUGGAAAAUGCGUGGAAUCCGGCGUGCCCGAAUAUGUUGUGAGACCUGCCUCAUACGGGAAUCACUCUUGGAAUCUGGCUCAGGAUGUCAAAAUAAUCGACUUUGGAGAGUCAUUCUUACACACUGCUCCCCCCGAAACACUACAUACACCUUUAUCUCUUCGGGCACCGGAAGUUAUAUUUCAAGAUCACAUUGAUUACCGUGUUGAUUUGUGGAGCAUGGGCUGUAUGCUCUUUGAACUGUUCGUGGGCCAGCCACCUUUCGACACAUUCUUAAUAACGCCCACAAUCCUUGUUGGCCAAAUGCGAGAGAUGGUAACUGACGAACUACCUGAAAGAUGGCAAGAUAAAUGGAAAGCGAUGAUGAAGACAGGGGACACCAUGGCCACAGAAAGCACCGGGCCCAAUUUGCAGGAAUGGCUGGAAGAAGUGUACUUUGAUGGCCCGCUGAGUCCCGAUCUCACACGAGAGGACAUAGUGAGGCUGGGACAAAUCGUUAGAAGAUUAUUGCAUUUUGAGCCGUCUGUAAGAGCGUCAGCGAGACAAGUUCUUAAUGACCCUUGGUUUAAUGAGUGA